UUUGCCUUUCAGCAUUUAUACUUCUUGCCGUGCUGUCGUCCAGCGCUUUCUGAGCAAAGAUGUCGGCGGCAGAACCCUUCCUUGUACCAAGACAGUACAGUACGCCGGUCAACGGCACAUCUUUGCUUCCUUUGUUGUUGCUGUCCCUCGCAAGACAAAGACAGUCCCCAAUUACGACGAAGAGUGUUAAGAAAGAAUAUGAUUACGUCAUAAUUGGUGCUGGUUCCGCUGGAUCUGUGGUCGCAAACCGUCUUACCGAAAUACCCUGUGUCAACGUGCUGCUUAUAGAAGCUGGUUCUCCCCCGCCGGUGCUAACGGAUGUCCCAGUUUUUGCAAGAGAGUCUUGGUACACGCCUUAUGACUGGUUUUAUCGUACUGCACCACAAGCGCACACUGGAAAUGGUCUCGUCGGCAGGCAACUAGUAUAUCCCAGAGGUAAAAUGUUGGGUGGCUCUAGCACCAUGAACCACAUGGUUUACGUCAGAGGAAAUCGUCACAACUACGACAACUGGGCUGCACUUGGAGCUAAAGGCUGGAGCUACGAUGAAGUUCUUCCUUUUUUUAAGAAACUGGAAGACAACAGAGAUUCAGAUAUCGUAGCAGAUGGUUAUCACAGUGUUGGAGGACCAAUUACUGCAAUGAGACCUACCUACACAACGGAGACCAAGCCAUCGAUGAUACAAUCAGCAGCAAAUCUCGGUUAUCCAAGCCUCGACAGCAACGGACCCCGACAAACAGGUUUAUAUGACCACCAAGCAACUGUUCGAAAUAACCAACGAUGCAGCACAGCAAAGGGAUAUUUAGUUCCAGCUGAAAACCGUACUAACCUGGAUAUUCUGCCAAACGCCAUGGUCACAAAAAUACUACUCGAAAACAAAAGGGCUACAGGUGUUCAAUUCGAUUAUAAAGGUGCAAGCUACGUAGUUCAAGCAAGAAACGAAGUCAUUGUGUCUGCAGGGUCCUUGAAUACUCCUCAGCUUUUGAUGUUGUCUGGCAUUGGACCCAGCGAGGAGUUGAAUAAGUUCAACAUACCUGUCAUAGCAGAUCUUCCAGUUGGAAAAAAUUUACAAGAUCAUGGUGGACCCAAUCUUGAUUUCGUAGUUAAUAUUCCAAUUCAGACAUCUGGUGAAAAGCAGAAAAACAGCUCAGUUGUUAAACAGUACAUUUACAAGCGAUCAGGGGAACUGGCAGCAGCUGAUGGGGAAAUAGUCCAGUUGUUUUUACCUAGCACCUAUGUUCCACCUGGCGAAGACAAUCCUGAUUACCAGUCCCAUUUCAGCGAAACAACCACCGAUAUUGCCAAGAAGUACUUCGGUCUCACUCCCGAGGUAUAUAAUCAAGUUUAUAAGCCUUAUGAAGGUAAACCGUUGAUAUCUUGCUACACAACUUCGAUUCAACCAAAAAGUCGAGGAACUGUAACUAUACAGUCAGUAAAUCCAUACGAUGCGCCUAUUGUUGAUCCAAACUACUUCGAUGAUCCUCAAGAUUUGGACGUCGUUGUUCAAGCUAUGUUAACGUGCUUGCGAGUCGGUACAACACCACCGUUGGGCAACAUCGUGACCCGCAUCCAAACCCUUUUCCCCGGCUGCGAACAGUACGCUGGAAAUGAUCCCGAAUACUUCAGAUGCCAAGCGCAGUCCGUGAUAACAACAAUCUUCCAUCCUGUGGGUACGGCAAAGAUGGGAGAUCCAUCAGAUCCGACCACAGUCCUGGAUCCAGAGUUGAGGGUCAAAGGAAUUGAUGGCUUAAGAGUGGUCGAUGGUUCUGUUAUGCCAACGAUUACGUCAGGCAACACCAAUGCGCCAAUUAUUAUGAUUGGCGAGAAGGCCUCAGACAUCAUUAAGCAAAGCAUUGUCUGUACAAGUUCGCCAAAUAACACCGCCAACAAUGAUAUCGCCAAUAAUGUCUUAUUUUAUGCUUGAAAUUCUUGAUGAUGUUCUUUCCUUCGUAUAAGGUACAAAUUUUCACAAGAUGUUCGAAAAUUAUUUAUUUUUGUAAUUUUUUAAAAAUUUUCUAAUCUUUUAGAAUUUUAUAUUCAACACAAUUAUAUAUAAAAAAAGCUAAAUUGUUGGUUUGUUAUUUGUGAGCUAAUAUAUAUAAAAAGUUCUAUUAAGGCGAAAUUAAACUUACAAAAUUGUUUGUUUAUAAUUGUGAACUAGUAAGUGCAAAAAGUUCAAUUAAAGCUCAAUUAAGAUUACCCAAUUGUUUGGUUAUUAUUUGCUAAAUAUCAAAUAUAAGAGUUCAGUUAAAGUAAAAUUGAACUGUUUGUUUUUUAUUUAAGAACUAGUAUAUGCAAAGAACUCAAUUGAAGCGAAAUUGAACUUACCCAAUUGCUUGUUUCUUAUUAUUUGUGAACUAAAAAAAGUGAAGAGCUCCUACUAAACCGCAAGUACAAUUUCCAAAUUGUUUGCUUACCAUCUGUGAAAUAGUAAGUAUAAAGAGCUCAAUUCGAUUGAAAUUAAACAUAUCCAUUUUUUAUUGUUUUUUUAAUUGUUUUUAUUGUUUGUGAAAUAGUUUAAUGUAAAAAACUCCAUUAAACUUUUUUUAAUUCUGUA
This is a messenger RNA of Uloborus diversus, 2555 nucleotides long. RefSeq names its product L-sorbose 1-dehydrogenase-like. Gene Ontology annotation, molecular function: flavin adenine dinucleotide binding; oxidoreductase activity, acting on CH-OH group of donors. The transcript is spliced from 12 exons. Bases 60 to 1922 code for a protein of 620 amino acids. NCBI's taxonomy places the organism in Eukaryota, Metazoa, Arthropoda, Arachnida, Araneae, Uloboridae. The record is from RefSeq and is a predicted model, not a curated record.